UUGAAAUGUCGGUUACCGGAAGCGCUUCCUGGGCGGAGCCACCGGUCUCGCACUUCCUGGUCGUGUCUCGGUAGCACUGCUACCACAAUGGAAAUGCUCACGUUACUCUGCUUAUUUUCCACGUACCUGUUAGCGAGCAGCAUUAACAUCGAGGAGAACGCUGGACAAUUCUUCAGCAGCGGUCACACUAACAACUGGGCUGUUCUGGUGUGUACGUCCAGAUUCUGGUUCAACUACCGCCAUGUGGCCAACACUCUGUCUGUGUACAGAAGCGUUAAGCGGCUGGGCAUCCCUGACAGCCACAUAGUUCUGAUGCUGGCUGAUGACAUGGCUUGUAACCACAGAAAUCCCAAACCCGCCACAGUUUUUAGCCACAAGAACAUGGAGCUGAAUGUGUAUGGAGACGACGUGGAGGUGGACUACCGAGGAUACGAGGUAACAGUGGAGAACUUCCUGCGAGUUUUAACUGGAAGACUUCCACCCAGCACUCCGCGCUCCAAGCGCCUGCUCUCUGAUGACCGCAGCAACAUCCUAAUAUACUUGACAGGCCACGGCGGGAAUGGAUUUCUGAAGUUCCAGGACUCUGAGGAGAUUAGUAAUGUGGAACUGGCCGAUGCUUUUGAGCAGAUGUGGCAGAAAAGAAGGUACAACGAGCUUCUCUUCAUCAUCGACACUUGUCAGGGGGCCUCCAUGUACGAGAGGUUCUACUCCCCAAACCUCAUGGCUUUGGCCAGCAGUCAAGUCGGAGAAGACUCCCUGUCGCAUCAGCCAGAUUUGGCAAUCGGAGUCCACCUGAUGGACCGUUACACCUUCUACCUGCUGGAGUUCCUGGAAGACAUCCAUCCUGCGAGCAAGACCAACAUGAAUGACCUGUUCAAAGUGUGUCCCAAGAGUCACUGUGUGUCCACUCCGGGCCACCGCACUGACCUGUUCCUGAGGGACCCAGGAAGUGUCCUCGUCACCGAUUUCUUCGGUAGCGUUCGCAAAGUGGAGCUCACCAUGGAAACCAUCAACUUGACAGGUCAUAUCAAGCAAUGGGAGGAGAGUGCUGCGGACGGAGAGCCGCGGAAAGAGACGUACUCGUACUCCGACCAGCUGCCGGUGUCGGAGAUCAUCCAUCAGAAGCCAAAGCAGAAAGACUGGCAUCCUCCUGAUGGCUUCAUCCUGGGCCUGUGGACUCUAAUCCUCCUGGUGUUCUUCAAGACGUACGGCAUCAAACACCUCAAACACAUCUUCUGAGGCGCCGGCGCUGCUGGACACCCGAAGGCGACGUGGAGCUGCUGCCGAGGGGGCUGUUGGAGGGGGAAGGUGCAGUUUUGUGACGGGGCUUGUUCUUCCCCCAGAAAAAUGGAAAGAGAAGAUGAACGAACACCACAACCUGUGCUGUGUGACGCUACUGGUGGAUGAUUGCUCUCUACUGAUGUAAAUAUACAUGCAAUAAGUUUUUUUUAUAUUAUUUCAGAUUUGAAGAAGAAGAAGAGAAAUAAUUAAAAGUGGUGCAUCAAAAAUGUGAAAAUCCUGCUGUGCAUGUGCACACCACCAUGUCUGUUUACGGGAAAAAAAAAGGACUUGCUAACUUAUUUAUAUUUUGUUAAGCCGUUCUAUAAUUGCAUUGAUUUGGUUAUUAAUGCACUGAAUUGAGUCUGCAGAUAAGAAUUUAAUUUAUUUUCAAGAGUGCGCCGCUCUGCAUACAUCAGUGGCGGCUCCUGCCUUUUUGUCUAAGUGCUACUCAGAGCGUCUGCUUGGUCAGAAAAAGGAAAAUGUUGGGAACGAGGAGGAGGGCGGGACGAGGGGGGGGGGGGGGCGAUUGGCUGCGAGUGGGCUGAUGACGGAUUACACUUGAACGUCUCCCCUGUCCAUAUACAUUACACCCCUUGACGGUCAUAUCACGUACGUGAAGGAUAACAAUCGCACGUAAUCCCAUCUCGCGCGAUGGGACCCGUCCACUCCCCCCCCCCCCCCCCCCCCCCCCCCAUUCACCAAAUUGCCCUCCCCGUGGAAACAUCCAUUAGCCGCCCCGGCCUCGCACUCCGCUGAUUGUAUUCCGGGUAAUGGACGGCUAUUUCCCCGGCCAUUCUGUGCCUCGCACUACAGCGGCGAUAAGUGAGUGAUAACCUAGUAAAGCCCGCCGGUCGUCCCAAAUGAAUCUCCUCUAUGCCUGGACAUGUUUUCCUUCUUUUUCUUUUUUUUUUGUUUAUCCCCCCCCCCCCCUCCCUCCCCUGCCUUUUCUCUCCAUGUGUAACCACGGCAUCAGACCGAUGCUCAAAGCGUAUGGAUCGAACCGGUGCUGGUUUCUUUUCUCCUGCUCUGCUCUCAGAAACUGUAAGAACAUUUUAUUCUCUUCUUUCAUGCUCGGAUUAAAGAUUAAAAAAAAAAAACGUG
Molecule: messenger RNA, 2382 nt
Organism: Scophthalmus maximus (turbot)
Lineage: Eukaryota; Metazoa; Chordata; Actinopteri; Pleuronectiformes; Scophthalmidae
Gene: pigk
Product: phosphatidylinositol glycan anchor biosynthesis, class K
Exons: 11
Coding region: 88-1239 (383 amino acids)
Biological process (GO): attachment of GPI anchor to protein; protein localization to cell surface; proteolysis
Cellular component (GO): GPI-anchor transamidase complex
Molecular function (GO): GPI-anchor transamidase activity
Source: RefSeq, a predicted model, not a curated record